CUACUGCUGUUUAACUUUCUGUGUCGCUGUCUGUGUCUCUCACUCGCUCAGGGCUCCCAGGGAUUUGGAUCUCAGGUCAACAAAUGCUUAGAGAAUGCAGAAUAUCUGUACGAUCAGCUGCAGAGGAGGACUGACUUUGAACUGGUCUUCAAACACAAACCGGAGCACAGUAACGUGUGUUUCUGGUACCUCCCCCCCAGCCUGAGGGGCCUGCAGCCUGGCCCUGACAGAGACAUGAGACUCCAUCAGGUGGCUCCUCAGAUCAAAGGCAGGAUGAUGGAGAAGGGCUCUCUUCUGAUUGGCUAUCAGCCGUUGGGUGACAAAGUCAACUUCUUCAGGUGUGUGUUCUCCAACCCGGCCACGCAACAGGAGGACAUCGACUUCCUGCUGGAGGAGAUCGCCCAGUUGGGAGAGGACUUAUGACCUGUGAUGUGAUUAUUGGAUCAGCACUUCUCUCCGGUUUUCAUUUUGAACGAAAUGAGUGCACCAUUGUUUUACUGUGCCAUUCACAUUGUAUCCACACGUUCUAUAAGCCUUUCCACUUUUGGUGUUCUUACAGCGUUAAAGUGAGGAGGUUUGAAACUGUACACUAUUUAUUCAUGUUUCCCAUGGUUCUACAGGGUUACCUGGUGUGAGGUUUUAGAGUCGUCUUAAUCAAGUUAAUUUAACUGAAAAUACUUGGAAUUGUUUGUGGUGAUACCCCUUGAGAUACUUCAGACCAGAGGAGAGGAGAAUGACACAGACUUUGAAAAAGGUAAUUCAUAUUAAAAAGAAACACAAUCAUACGAUCUCACAGACGGGAAAACAAAAAGAGAGAAAUUGAAACUAUAGACAAGACACAAAGAGAACAUUAUUUUCAAAAUAAAACAAAACAUAUUAAACACCAGGAUCAUGAGACCCAGGGGCGUUUCCUGGACCUGGAAACAUUCAGGGCUUAUAAUAGCCCACAGCUCAUUAAGGUACAUUAAGGUACCGGGCGCUACAGUGGAAAUUUCUACUGCAACACUCGCCACACGCACACACACAGUACACCUGCGACUCUUACAAUGAAGGCUCCAUAAUCAGCUCACGGCAUAUAGGUGUAAGCAGGGGUAAAGUCCUAUUUCUUAUAAGUGGGGGGCGGACCUAACCUCCUCUAGGAGGGUCCUCACCUCCUCUAGGAGGGUCGUCACCUCCUCUAGGGGGGUCCGGGGGGGUAAACAGAUUUUCUAU
Molecule: messenger RNA, 1212 nt
Organism: Notothenia coriiceps (black rockcod)
Lineage: Eukaryota; Metazoa; Chordata; Actinopteri; Perciformes; Nototheniidae
Product: glutamate decarboxylase 1-like
Exons: 3
Biological process (GO): GABA biosynthetic process
Cellular component (GO): presynaptic active zone; cytoplasm
Molecular function (GO): pyridoxal phosphate binding; glutamate decarboxylase activity
Source: RefSeq, a predicted model, not a curated record